Messenger RNA from Xiphias gladius (swordfish), 3826 nucleotides. RefSeq names its product toll-like receptor 3 (gene tlr3). The transcript has 6 exons. Gene Ontology annotation, cellular component: membrane. Gene Ontology annotation, molecular function: protein binding; transmembrane signaling receptor activity. The record is from RefSeq and is a predicted model, not a curated record. Lineage: Eukaryota; Metazoa; Chordata; Actinopteri; Istiophoriformes; Xiphiidae. Bases 272 to 3046 code for a protein of 924 amino acids. Gene Ontology annotation, biological process: inflammatory response; immune response; toll-like receptor signaling pathway.
CCAAAGUCUGGCUGCGCCCUGCUGACAAGACCUCGCCUGUUUACAUUACGUUGCCAAAUCCUUAGCGACCUCUGGAGCCAUUUUGAUGCGAGGCUAUUAGAACAGGGUUUGCGAAUGAUUAAUAACCCUGGGUACUCAAUCGAACUGGUCCCAGUCUGGCUUGUAGGAUGUGGGACCUGCGCUCAGACCCUUCGUUUCCUGAAGAACUGCGAUGCUGGAAGUGAAUUGGUUUCUUUUUUGAAGUCUAUGAAGUCCCAAUGCAACAGAUAAUAUGCAAAGGCAACAUUUGGUGUUUGAAGCGAUGUGUACCCCUUGUUCCCUUCGCUUAACAAAGGUCAUCAUCGUAUGUUAUUUUAUGAUGGGACCGUACCAUUGCUUUGCCUCCCAGAAGAAGACAACCUGCUAUGUGCAAGACGGCAGAGCUGACUGCAGCCACCUAAGCCUCAGUGCAAUCCCUCCAAACCUCCCCAGGAACAUCACCAGCCUGGAUAUGUCUCACAACAGAUUGGGGGGGAUUCCCCCUGAGUCGCUAAACCCAUACCGAGGACUCCUCCAUCUCAAUGUCAGUUACAACAGUAUCACCAAGCUGGACGAGCAUUUGUGCCAGACACUGCCCCUGCUGCAGACACUGAACAUAGAGCACAACGAAGUCCAUUUGCUGAAGAAGGAGGAUCUGAGCUCCUGCACCAGUUUCAUACGGCUAAAUAUGGGCAGUAAUAGGCUAAAGCUUCAAGGAGAGCCCUUCUCUGCACUGAAGAACCUGAAAUUUCUUGAUGUGUCCAUAAACAAACUGCCAUCAGCCAAGCUCGGCUCUGAGCCUCAGCUGCCCAGCCUGAUUAACCUCAAUCUGGCAUUCAAUUACUUCACCACUCUGAAGAAAGAUGACUUUUCUUUCCUUAACCAUUCUUCUUCUCUACAAGUCCUAAAUCUGUCAUCUGUGUCUCUAAAAACAUUGGAGCCUGGUUGCCUUAAGCCCAUUUCAGGCCUACAUACCUUAAUAAUGGAUGGGAGCAAUAUGGGCACUGCGGUUAUUUCCAAACUCUGCGCAGAGCUGUCGGGGACAGCCAUUGAUGCCCUGUCUCUUCGGAAGAUGAAUCUGGUUACGCUCACAAACACGACCUUUACGGGGCUGCAGACAGCAAAUCUAACCUUUCUGGAUCUGUCCCAUAACAAAAUAGGCAAAAUUGAGGAAGGCGCAUUUCAGUGGCUGUCCAGACUUCAGACUCUAAUUUUGGCCUACAACAACAUCAAGCACCUGACGAAGGACACAUUUAAGGGGCUCAAAAGUUUAACAAAACUCCAACUGACAAAAGCUCUGGUGAAAAGUCCUACCUCUUCCACCUCAAUUAUCGACGAUUUCUCCUUCCAACCAUUAAGCACCCUGGAGAGUUUAAUGUUACAAGAAACUGCAGUUCGGGAAAUCACAGAGCACACCUUUACAGGCUUGACAAGUCUUAAAGAACUUGAUAUGAGCUGGAGUACUUAUACAUCGCUCAGAAUCAUUACUAACAAGACUUUAGUCUCACUUGCCGGAUCACCUCUCAGAAAGUUAAAUCUGAUAGGAACAGCUAUAACACAGAUUAAUCCUGGAAGCUUCUCCAUUUUUAGAAACCUCACCACUCUUCUUCUAGAUUAUAAUUUUAUACAGCAAACUCUCACUGGCAAAGAGUUUGAAGGCCUAGAUCAGGUUCAAGAGAUUCACCUGACCAAUAACCGCCAGAAAUUGAAACUCAGCCGCACUUCAUUUGUUCAUGUGCCCAAUCUUGGGCUCCUGACUUUGGGAAAAAGUCUUAAUGCCACAGGUUCGAAACUGGAUGUGGAUCCCUCUCCAUUCAAGCCCCUGUCCAAACUUACCUUCCUGGAUCUCAGUAACAACAACAUUGCUAACAUCAGAGAGAGUAUGUUGGAGGGGCUUGUGAACCUGAAGGUGCUGAUGCUCCAACACAAUAACUUAGCCCGGUUGUGGAAGAGUGCCAACCCAGGUGGCCCAGUGUUGUUUCUCAAAGGGGCACAGAACCUGAAGACCUUACAGAUGGAUAGUAACGGGCUGGAUGAGAUCCCAGAGGGGGCUCUGAGAGGUUUGAGUAACCUCAGUGAACUAAGCCUCACAAACAAUCUCCUAAACAGUCUUAAGGACACAGUUUUUGACGAUUUGACAUCAUUGCGGGUUCUACGUUUACAGAAGAACCUGAUCACCACUGUGAAGCCCGAAGUGUUCAAAAUUCCUAUGAGCAACCUCAGCCUUCUUGUCAUGGACAAAAAUCCAUUUGACUGCACAUGUGAGAGCAUCCUGUGGUUUGUGACAUGGUUGAAUAAAACCAAUGUGACCACUGUGCCAGAUCUCAUGGACCAGUAUAUGUGCAACACUCCACUUGCUUACUUUAACCACUCAGUCAUGGAUUUUGACACUCUCUCUUGCAAAGAUAUGACCCCCUUUCAGGGUCUUUACUUACUGAGCAGCACAGCUGUAAUGAUGCUGAUUGUAACUGCGCUUAUGGUGCGGUUCCAUGGCUGGAGAAUUCAGUUUUAUUGGAACAUACUGAUCAAUCGCACAUUAGGAUUUAGUGAUGCCAAACUUGAAGAGGGCAGGGAAUUUGAGUAUGAUGCUUAUAUCAUACAUGCAGAGCAAGACAGCAGCUGGGUGGAGAGGAUGAUAGUCCCCUUAGAGAACAAAAAGUGUAAGUUUUAUUUGGAGGACCGAGAUUCGGUCCCUGGAGUGUCGCAGCUUGAAUCCAUCGUGGAUAAUAUGAAAAAGUCCAGAAAAAUCUUGUUUGUCGUCACUGAAAGUCUUCUCAACGAUCCUUGGUGUAGACGAUUUAAAGCCCAUCAUGCACUUCACCAGGUUAUUGAAGCCAGCAGGGACUCUGUGGUUCUGGUCUUACUGCAGGAUGUGCACGACUACAAGUUAUCUCGCUCAAUCUUCCUCCGCAGGGGCAUGUUGCGCCCGUGUUGCAUCCUGGAUUGGCAUGGCCAUAAGGAGAGGGUGCCGGCCUUUCACCAGAAGCUCCUCAUAGCACUUGGCAUGACUAAUCGAUUGAGGGAGUGACUGUGACGCAUUGAUAAUAAUGUAACAUUUAGUCGUAAUAAUAUUACCUGAAUCUUGCCAAUUAUUACCAAUUGUGGAUUGUUUUGCCCUCUGUUAGAGUAUAUAAAUAUAUAUAUGUAGAUGUUUAUUUCAUUUUUUUAUUUGUUUCGCUCAUGCAAUGCACAACUCCCGAAAGAAAUAGAGACAAUGUUUCACCAUCGGUCAACGUACAGCUCUAGAUUACAAAUUCCAUGACCAAAAAGGAGCAGGGUGAAGAAAAAUCGUAUUUAACUGCCUCUUAUUCGAGACAUAAACAAUACAAAUAGAUGAUCUUUCAAUUACAGUUGCUUAACAUCCAAUAUUUACAGUAACAUGAGGAAAAAGAAUAAUCAAGAGAGACAUACACAACAAUUCAUCAUCAAUUAAGAAAACACGUUACCUGCCAACUUCAUUUUGUCUAAACAUUCUUUCUUUAUACAUUUUCUUGAACUGAAAGAAAUUGAUAGAACUCUUUAAAUCAUUCUGUAUAGAAUUCCACAGUUUGACACCAACCAGCGAAAUAUACAUCUGCCUUAAGGUAGUACGUUCAUACUGAUGCUUAAAAUUAAAUUUCCUUCUUAGUCCUCAUCAUCUGAGCUAAAAAAAGACAACUUUUGUAAAUUUUUUGGUUACACUCUCCUUUUUGCCCUGUGCAUAGCUAAUGAUGUUUGUGAUUCAACAAAAUCUUUUCAGCAGUAGUAGUCCUUAAUAAUCUUAAUAAAUCUGUUGGUGUGUUCUCUUGAAUCCACUUUAUACAUAAUA